Molecule: messenger RNA, 270 nt
Organism: Periconia digitata
Lineage: Eukaryota; Fungi; Ascomycota; Dothideomycetes; Pleosporales; Periconiaceae
Source: the annotation of a GenBank genome assembly
UAUCCUGCGGGUAUGUCGUUAGUUUUGCUGGUCCAACGGGCAGGUGCAUGGCUUUCUUUUUGUAGUAUCUAUACACUGCCAUGGAACUGCGCGCGUUCGAAACACCGUGUACCUGGUUUUCUGUCUCGUUUUUUAUGCCUUUGUUUCCAAUUUUAUAUUGAAUCCGCUACUGCUGAUUCUCUUUCACUAAGGGUACUGGCUAUCAGCAACUCUCGCUACUAUUUGCUGCAAUUCGCGACUAUCGUAAACAUCUACUGGGCUUCUGACUAA